Exserohilum turcica Et28A is the source of this 1592-nucleotide messenger RNA. RefSeq lists its product as uncharacterized. The record is from RefSeq and is a predicted model, not a curated record. Gene Ontology annotation, molecular function: iron ion binding; oxidoreductase activity, acting on paired donors, with incorporation or reduction of molecular oxygen; heme binding. NCBI's taxonomy places the organism in Eukaryota, Fungi, Ascomycota, Dothideomycetes, Pleosporales, Pleosporaceae. The coding region runs from base 1 to 1482 and encodes 493 amino acids. The transcript is spliced from 5 exons.
AUGUGUACAUUGGGGAUUUGCACACCGAUAUUUUCCGAUGCCAUGAGAAAUAUGAGUGUCGAUCAGAGAUCGAAAGACGAUACGCAGUUGCUAACGACAGAGCUAGGUGAUCGAGUUCGCUACGGGCCAAACAGACUUCUCAUAAAUACAGACGAGGCGUUCAAGGGAAUCUAUGGCCAUGGAAAGAAUGUUCGCAAAUCAAAGGGAUAUCUUCGUAUCUCUCUUGUGCCAGGAGUACACCCAACAUUGGGCACAAUGGACGAUAGGGAGCAUGGCAAGCUAAGAAGGCUUCUCAACCAAGGACUAUCAGACUCCCACUUUCGCGCGUUUGACUCAGAGAUGUGUCGACUGGCACUGCUCUUCGCUUCUAGCCUUGGCAAACGCCAGGAUACCUUUGAUCCGACCCUUGAAGCCGGCGAAGAUCAAUGGAGUGCUCCCAAAAACCUUGCUGAAUGGAGCGACUUCUUCACAUUCGAUGUCAUGUCGCAAUUAGUUUUCGGCAUGUCCUAUCACAUGCUCACCGAUGCUACCAAUCAUUGGAUCAUUGACGGCGUACUUGGGCAAAUGCGGCGCGUCAGCUUCCUGACUACGCUUCCUGAGUUGCAGGAAAUGCGCUUCCAUCACAUACUAUUUCCAGAAGCUCGCAAAAAAGCGAUUCGUUUCUCAGGGAAAAGUCGAGAAAUCCUAGAAACAAGACGUGCACGUGAAAAGACCGAUACCGACGGCUUCAAAGACGACCUCUUCUCCAAGCUGCUGACUGCCAAGGAUCCCGAAACGGGUGAAAGCUUGUCGCAAGCUCAACUAUGGGCAGAGAGUAACCUGCUGAUCAUAGCUGGAUCCGAUACCUCAUCCACUGGCAUCGCGGCGCUGUUCUUUUAUCUUUCACGUAAUCCUGAAGCCUAUUCUAGAGUCACGCGAGAAGUUCGUGAAACAUUUCUCUCCAACGACGAAAUAUCACAAGGCCCCAAGCUCUCAUCAUGCACUUAUCUUCGCGCAUGUAUCCAAGAAGCACUGCGACUCAAUCCUGCUGCCAGCGGCGCCAUGUGGAGAGAAGCACGAGCCGGUGGUCUGGACAUUGUGGCCGAGAACAUUCAUAUACCAGCAGGAUGCGAAGUUGGUACAGGUAUCUUCUCACUAAACCAUAACGCGGUUUAUUACCCAGAACCGUUUGCAUACAAGCCAGAGCGCUGGAUUGCAAGCGAGUCCGGUGAAGAAUCGGUAGCAAAGGCUAAAGCGGCGUUUGCUACGUUCUCGGUUGGACCACGUAACUGCGUCGGCAAGAAUCUGGCGAUGAUUGAAAUUAGUCUGGCUGCAGCUGCAGUUAUACGUCAGUAUGACUUCCGUCAAGCAAAUUCAUCAUUGGGCAAGGUGGGAGACGGCGUCGGUACCGAGAAGGGUGUGUACCAAACAAUCUGGGCAUUCACGAGCUUGAAACAGGGUCCAUACCUUCAGUUUAGGCCGGUUACUUCGAACGGUGUGUAAUAGAGCCAUAUCGGCAUGGAGUAACUCUGUCCCACAUGAACCCUCCCUGUUGUCAGCAGAUUGCGGAUUGCUAUUCCGUUAGAAAAUCAAGUAAUAGCGAAAAGCGCGAU